Molecule: messenger RNA, 1179 nt
Organism: Brettanomyces bruxellensis
Lineage: Eukaryota; Fungi; Ascomycota; Pichiomycetes; Pichiales; Pichiaceae
Exons: 1
Coding region: 1-1179 (392 amino acids)
Biological process (GO): proteolysis
Molecular function (GO): deNEDDylase activity; cysteine-type peptidase activity
Source: RefSeq, a predicted model, not a curated record
AUGAUAAAGACCAUAUUUACUCCAAAUAAAGGGUACCAUAUAGCAGAUCUCCAAAAGGAAGCUCCAGAAGAGGCAAUUGAAUUAAACUAUCCCCUUAUAACGAAUGGUUUCGAUCAGUUAAGCUGGCAAUCAGAAGAGAGCCUAGAAACCUCUGAGACGACAGAUAAUGUGUACUCAGACAAUGAACAUAGCAGUGAUAAAUUGAGAGAAGCCAGCUUUAACAAUGAAUACGAAAUAUCUGAUACGCUUUUGACUACGCAUAAAAGUUUAUUUGGUGACGAUCUUUCGGAUCAUGAGACUGACAUCUCUCUUUCCAAAUCACAUAAGGGUCAUAAAAAGAUGACGAACAAAGAGCGGAAAAAAUUGAAGAGGCUCAAGAAAAGCCAAAGGAAAGGUCAUAAACAAAUAAUAUCAAACGAUUCCGCUUCAUCUGUGGACAGGGCUGCCAUUUUGAAAGAAUUGUACCAGACUGCUGUGGGAAGUGCCAAUUCAAAUGCACUUAUAAGAAUUAGGGAUGUUACAAUAUUCUCGGAGGAUCUGGAGACUCUCUUGGAUGAUAACUGGUUGGAUGAUAGCAUAAUUAGCUUUGCGUAUGAAUAUAUAUAUACGUCGCAAAUCAUUCCAACAUUAACAGAAAGGGUCAAAUAUGGAAGGAAGGACCAGAUCAAAGAAGCCAUUUUUUUGUUAUUACCCACUUUUUCAUUUUUGCUUGCAAACAGUCCAAAUCCUUCGGAAUUAAAAGAUGUGUUGCCAAACUUAGAACAUUCGUCGUUCAUUUUCAUGCCAGUGAAUGAUAAUAUCGAUUUUGGCGAACCGGAGGGUGGCUCCCAUUGGUCACUGGUACUUUUUUGUGUGGAUGAUAGGAAAGCAAUCAUCUACGAUUCUUUAUACCGGGCGAAUGAAGAAGAAUCCAUGAGACUAAUCAAGAAUACAGAAGCUAUUUUGGGGAAGAAAUUUGAAAUAAUCACCGAAAAGCAUACUCCGCAGCAAAUUAACAGUUCUGACUGUGGCAUCAUUGUUAUAGCUAUUACCGCUUUGCUUACGGCCCGCGUUCUUAAUGUUGAGGACAACCGUUUCCUUAAUUUAAAACUAGACAACGUCGAACUAAGUGCUAUAGAUGCGAAGAUCUUCUUACUGGGGACGAUUGCAAACCUUGUAAAACUUAAAUCAAAGAAAUGA